Protopterus annectens (West African lungfish) is the source of this 4729-nucleotide messenger RNA. RefSeq names its product zinc finger protein 2 homolog. The transcript is spliced from 4 exons. The coding region runs from base 190 to 2238 and encodes 682 amino acids. Gene Ontology annotation, biological process: regulation of DNA-templated transcription. Lineage: Eukaryota; Metazoa; Chordata; Ceratodontiformes; Protopteridae. The record is from RefSeq and is a predicted model, not a curated record.
UGGCACACAGGAAAAGCAAAAUUACUUUACAAAGUGUGCUUCACUGCUUAAAUGCAGGAAACAGAAACAUAUGCUGUCUUUCAGAGAUGAUUAUCCACUUUUUAAUUGUACCAGAUAAGUAAAAGUGCCAGUUGUAUAUAUUCCUAAACACAGACUUUGGUGCUCAUGACUGAAAACACGAUCUGAACCAUGAAGCUGGAGAUACCAGAAACCUUUGAGGAUGUUGCCAUUGACUUUUCUGUGGAAGAAUGGAAGAUGCUGAGUAAAGAGGAGAAACAACAACACCGAGAGGUGAUGGUCCAGAAUUAUGAGCACAUGGUUUCAGUAGGGUAUAAUAUCCCAGUGGAACAGCUUUUACUGUUAAUUGAGAAGCCUGAUGAGUUUCCAAGUAAUGUUAAGAAGGAAGAUGGGAUAAUGCUUCCAAAAGUAAUUCCUGAACGCUCGCAAACCAUUUGCAGGUGGACUGAAUGUGAGAUUCAGAGUCAGUUGUCAUUUUCAAAACAUCAUAUGAAUUCCAAAUGCAGUGAUAAAAUAACUGUUAAAAGGCACAAGACUGCUGAUACAGGAAACCAACAUCAUAAAGGUGUGGAUUUUGACACAAGUUUCAGCCAGGAAAAUAAGCGGAAAAACAAUCUGCAAACGCGUGAAGUAAAAACAUUAUGCAGGUAUAGCAAAUGUGAAAAGAGUUUCACACUUUCAUUUAUGCUAAGUUCCCAUUAUCAUGCUAAAACCAGAGAGAGAGUAAGAAAAGGUUUCCAGUCCCAUCGCAGCCUUAACACUUUUAGAAAAUUCAGAGGAAUUAAGAAAAGGAAAAAGUGUAAGAAUAAUGUAGGCACACAGGAGGAAGUCUUCAUUGGAAGGAAGCCCCUAAAAUUUUCCACCUAUAUCAAGAGCUUCAUACAGAAGUAUAAGCCCAUGCAGGACGCAACUCUCCAUGCAGGGGAAAGACCAUAUAAAUGUGCAAGAUGUGAUAAAACUUUCAAGCACAAGGGCCACCUUGCAGCACAUAAUAAAACCUGUACUGGGGGAUUAUACAAAUGUGCCACAUGUGGCAAGACCUUUACACAGAAGUACUAUCUCCCAGUUCAUGAACGGUACCACACUGGGGAGACGCCAUUUAAAUGUGCCACUUGUGGCAAAUUUUUUAUUCAGAAACGCAGUCUUAUAGUACAUGAAAAAAUUCACGCUGGAAAUAAAGCCUUUAAAUGUGCUACAUGUGGCAAGAGUUUUGUACGGAAGGGUGAGCUCACAGUCCACGAGAAAAGCCACAGUGGAGAGAAGCCAUAUAAAUGUACAGUUUGUGGCAACAGUUUUACAUUAAAACACAGUCUUAGAAUCCAUGAGAAAAUACACAAUGGAAAUAAAUCAUAUAAAUGUGUCACAUGUGGCAAGAACUUUACUUGGAAGAGCAAUCUUACAGCUCAUGAGAAACUACACACAGGAAAUAAAUGCUUUAAAUGUGUCAUAUGUGCCAAGACUUUUACACAGGAGAAAUACCUUGCAGUCCACAAGAAGACACAUACUGGGGAGAAGCCAUAUAAAUGCACCAUAUGUGGGAAGAGUUUCAAAGUCAAGCACUAUUUCAUAAUUCAUAAUAAAAUCCACAAUGAAGAGAUGCAAUAUGUGUGUGCUACAUGUGGCAAGAGCUUUACCUUGAAGGGCAGCCUUACAGCCCAUGAGAAAAUCCAUACUGGAACUAAAUCCUAUAAAUGUGCCACAUGUGGGAAGAGUUUUACACAAAAGGGUCAGCUCACAAUCCAUGAGAGAAGCCACAGUGGGGAGAAACCAUAUAAGUGUGUAGCAUGUGGCAAAAGUUUCACACAGAAGGGUCAUCUUACAGUUCAUGAAAAGAUCCACACUGGCAAUAAAGCUUAUAAAUGUACCAUAUGUGGCAAGAAUUUUACACAGAAGGGUCAGCUUACAGUCCAUGAGAAAAGCCACAGUGGAGAGAAACCAUAUAAAUGUUCAGUUUGUGGCAAGAGUUGUACAUUAAAACACAGUCUUACAGUCCAUGAGAAGCUCCACACUGGCAGUAAGUCCUAUAAAUGUGUCACAUGUGGCAAGAGUUUUAUGUGGAAGAGCAACCUUACAGCCCAUGAAAAAACCCACUGUAAGUUUAAGCAGAAAGGCAAUGCCAGUGAAAAAAGAAGGGAAAGAUUACUGGAAUUGAAUACAUCCCGAAGCUCAAGUGAGUAUCGUCAUGCGGUAGACUCUGAUUCCCGAAUCAAAACUAGAUGAUACAUACAGAAUUACAUGUAUAUUUCAGCAUGUAUGUAUAUUUAUACAUACAUACAAAAACUCAUUCAUGUAUAUCAUGAAAAAAGGUUGAAUAAAGUGUCCAUUUCUGGCAUAGGCUGUGGAAUGGAACCAUACCUGGAAAAAGAGAGCAUUUAUACCACAAGUAUAGGCUAUGUUGUUAGUGUCCCCCCAUAGAAAGCAACAGCCCACAAAUGUUUUGUCUGGCAAACUAGAGACUUAGAGAUGUUAAUGCAGACAGUAGAUGAAACAUUACAAAACAAAGCCAGAACUUCCACAAUCAGGAUAUACAGCAAAAGUAAGAAAUGGCAUGAGAGAGACAGAUAAAUACAUGCUCAAGAAAAAUUGUCAAAUAAGAUAAUUAAUAGAAAAAGUAAUACCUAUACAAAGGAAUGAUCAUGGGGGGGGGGGGGGGUGUGUGACCAAGAAAGUGCUAUAAGAGAAAGAACAAAAACAUAAAGUAAUUAAAAUACAAAAAAAAAAGCAUGGACUCAGUAAAUCCAAAGAGAAGAAGCGCAGAAUCAAGAAAAAAGAGGCGUUACAUAUACAUCACAUGUGUGUGUGUAUGUGCGUGUGCAAAAAAGAAGGCUGUAUUAAUAAACAUCACUACCACUUCAAGAUGGAUACAUUCAAAGGCACUCAGAUGUCAGAUUAUAUAUAGAGAGAGAAUAAAAAUGACUAAAUAGAAUGCAGUACAAGUCACAUAGUUCAGUGGUAUAAAAAGCAAGACAUUGAUGUGAUAGAACAACUGAGAAGUGAAGUAGUCAUUACAGAAAACUUCCCAAUGUGAUGAGUUAAAUGCUCAAAAAAACAUGGCACAAGAUCCAGUGUAGGAGACUAAGUACAGAUGUGCCACAAAACAUGUUAGAACCACUAUCAGGAGACUCAUAUUAAAACCAGAUUAAGGUUAUGCUGUGGGAGAAAGAGCUGAGGACAAAACAAAAUUAAUAAGAAAUUAUUAACCAAGAAGAGAAUAACAUAAGGAAAAAGCUCACUUGACCUAAUAGAAUUGAUCAGAUACGUUAAUGUAGAUGAGAGGAAGAAAUUACAGAAAGUAUAAAAGACACAUGGAGUGUUAGAAGAUUGAUGAAAAGAUCAGUACAGUAAAUGGAGCUAUUAAGAGAGAGCCGUGUGUUGUAACAAAGUCAGUAGGAUAUACUACUGUGGUAUCAUGAAAGUAGAGAGUAACAAUAAAAAAGCAAGUAGAAUGCCACUGCGGUAGCACUGAUUUGAGAGAACUAUAAUACAAUUAAAAAUAAUCAUCAUUACUAUCAAAAAUACAGAAAAGGAAUAGAUCAUUGAAAAUUCUUCAAAAGAAUAAAAAAAAAGUACAUUUUUAAAACAAAUUACGAAAUGUUACACACCGCUAGCAACAGUGUGAAAAUCUCAGCACAAAAAGAAAAUGCAGAAGGUAUACACAGUAAUAUAAAGACAAUAAAUGCAAAUUAAAAAAAAUAUUAAUGAUUUGAAUAAUGUUUUAGGGGGUGGUGACAGUAGACACACACCCAAAUGGAAGAAACGAAUACAUUCUGGAGAAACCUUGCAAAGGUUUAUGUAGCAAUGACACUGACAUCAUACUUUGAGUAAAAGAGUAUGAAGUACUACACUUGAUUGCAUUGAAGUGGAGUGAAGUAACUGUCACUAAGACUUUGACAUAGUAAUGAUUUUUCUCUGGAAAACCCAAAGUCCAGACACUGUAUCUACCUUCUGGCUUAAUCUACUACCAUCUGUAUAUUGUGAUUUAGUCUUGAAUAAGAAUUAUCAAGGUAUAAACCCUGAAGUUGUCAUUAUUCUGGCUGACAUUGGGGAAAACAGUAUUCUUUGAAAAUGAACCUUCAGGCCAUCCUAAGUACUAUCAGCUAAUAAACUUGCCUUCUCAUAAUGUAUGAGUUGUGUACAUCAGUUUAUGAAAAUAGAUUCUAUGGUCAUUUAGAUAAAAACUCGGGCUUAGCAAUAGAACAAAAGAUAAAGGAACGUCAUGAAACCAACGACCAUCUCUUACAUUAAAAAAAAACUAUUGGUGGCAAAGUUGUUAAAGAAGUAAAGCAUUGUAAUCACUGAAAAACAAAAAUACUUUUGAAUCUUGUUAUUAAAACCUUAAAAAAAAAAUAUUUAUAUAUAUAUAUAUAUAUAUAUAUAUAUAUAUAUACAUAGAGCUUGUGCUUUGAUACACAAAGGUGCACUUUUUUCAGAGAAAUAACAGUCAUCUCCUAGGAUUCUUUUUAUAAUAUACUUAGUUAACCUACGCUUCAGUGUUUCCUCAGCCCAGUGGUUAAUUGAUUAAUAGCUGUAUUAUAAAAGGAUCCUGAGGACUAUUUGAAGAUGUAUUUGUAAAUUAGUAAGUAUGAAACUGGUAACCAUUCUGAUUUUAUAUUUAGUUGCUUAUAAGUUUUAAUACAUAUUUGAGGUUACUUUUUAAAUGUUUAUUCCUGUACCAUCAUUUACUAAAUAAAGCCAUAACAGAAAGCUGUAA